AUGAGCACCCUUGACCCGAUACGCAUCAAUCGGACCGUCCGCUUCAAGGUUAAUAACAACAAGGAAGAUCAGAAGUCAUUAGCCCGAAAGGCGAAAGUAGUGAAACAAAAGAAGAUGGCAGACGAAGAGCGGCUAAAGGAUCGUCGCUUCUUGGACCAGCUGGUGGAGCCACGAAGCUUUGUUCACGUGGCUCGUGCGUUUGUAAACAAUCGUCAGGUUGGGCUUCUUCUCGACGACUUUCUCGUUCAGCAUGGAAUUACACAAGCCACGCCAGGGCUUACGGUACAAGAGGCAAAUUUGUCGCAGAGGUUGGCUGCAUUGGCGCAUGGCAAUCACAACAUCGAUCCUCAAACCUUGCGUGGGCUCCGAAUUUUUUUUAGGGUGGAGGCUUUUACAAUGGCUCGAACAUUGUAA
This is a messenger RNA of Seminavis robusta, 414 nucleotides long. The record is from the annotation of a GenBank genome assembly. Lineage: Eukaryota; Bacillariophyta; Bacillariophyceae; Naviculales; Naviculaceae.